This is a messenger RNA of Manihot esculenta (cassava), 5225 nucleotides long. Its product is annotated as DIS3-like exonuclease 2. The record is from RefSeq and is a predicted model, not a curated record. The transcript has 6 exons. Bases 1176 to 4181 code for a protein of 1001 amino acids. Gene Ontology annotation, molecular function: RNA binding; 3'-5'-RNA exonuclease activity. Gene Ontology annotation, cellular component: P-body; exosome (RNase complex). Lineage: Eukaryota; Viridiplantae; Streptophyta; Magnoliopsida; Malpighiales; Euphorbiaceae.
UUAGCCUACGCCCCACGGCGCAAGUUAGCGUCCAGCAAUCCCAACGAGGACACGUGUCGCGAGAUCUAAAGCCCCAUCCCUUCUCCCUCCCACCAAAGAAAAGGAAAAACUACAUCCGAAAAGGGGAGGGAAAGCAAAAGAAAGUGAAAGAAAAAGGAAAGUAGAAAAGAAGAGAAGGAAAACUGGGUGCUGGGUUGAGAGGAAGAUAAUAUAGUAGAAAAAGGAAUCGAUAGUCGGCGCCUCCUUGUCAUCGCCGACCAUUCAUCACGUCGCUUUCCUUUUUUUUUUUGUUUACUUCCACUUCCCACCACCCACUUUCUUUCUCUAUAGCCCCCUUUUAAUUAUUAUUAAAUUCUUGCUUCUUUUUUUUUUUUUUUUUCCGCUGCUUUCUCUUCUUAUAAACCCUAUCGCCUCGUCUCCUUCCUCUUCUUGUUGUUGAUUCUUUUUCUUCCUUUUUUCUUUUUGUUUUUUGGUUUUUUACCCCUUUUUUCAAUUUUCGGUUCUUCCGGAUAAUUUUUUUGGCAAAUCGGAAGACGCCUUUGUUUUGAUUUUAUUUUGUUUUUGUUUUCUGAUCUAGGGUUUUAUUAUCCCUUCUCUAUUUUUUAUGUUGAUUUGUUUUUUCCGCUAAAUUAUUAUUAUUAUUAUUAUUAUUAUUUAACUAUCGAGUAUUUUCGUGGGAUCAUGAGGGGUGCUACUGAGCAAUCGUCGGCUGUAGUGGCUGAGAGGAUUGAGGACGGUGGAGAUAAGGAUAAGGAGAAGAAGAAGAAUAAGCGCCGAUCUAAUCGUCGAUCUAAGCAGAAUUCUCCUAAUCCAGGUUUUUCUUUUUCUUUUUACCUUUUAAAUAUUUGUUAUUGAUUUACUGGAUUGUAUAGCUUGUAGAGUAAUUCUUGCUAUACUCUUAUUCUAUCAGUUACAGUUGUCUCUGAAGUGGCCAAAUAUUGAUUAAUUGUUAUGAAGUUAUAUCGUGGAUGAUGAUGAUGUGAAUGUGAAUUUUUUUGCUUGUCCUUUCUUCCUUUUGUCGUUUGUUUGGCUUCCUGUUGAUCAUAUGUCCUGUUAAUUCUUUUUGGGAAUUUUGGUGGCUGGCCAUUUGUUUCCUUGAAUAUUAUUAUGAAUUUUAGAAGUUAGAAUGAUUGUUCCCACCACUAAGUUGCUUAAAUUUUACAAUUAUUUGGGCUAUGAUGAUGCAUUUGACUUUUCUCGUUCUCGUUCCUGUGAUGGCUUCUAAACUUAUGUAUUUGAGUCCCCUAUUUGAAUGCAUGGGUAACAUCCAGUCAAUGAUUUUUGCUUUUAUUUUCUUGAACUUGAUUAUCAUGAGAGCAGCUUCUAAUUUAGUAAACGGAACAUGCGGGGAGUUGUCACAUUCAUGUGGUAAUGGUGUCCAAACGAAAAAUUUUGUAUCCUCCUUGAAUUGUUCUUCAUCAAGGGAGCCAGAAUUAGGUGUUCACUUUUUGAGUGAACCUGGGCUGACCUCUGCAUCAAAUGUAGCCUUCAAUUCGAUGCCUACUAUGCAUAUAAUUGAGGAAGUGGAACACGCAUUACAAUCUGAUCUUGAGGGUGAACCAUUGUCCAACUCAUGUCCUGAGCCAAUUGUUGGUGGAGUUCCCCACCGAAGAUGUUCGAACAAGGAUGUGUUUCCUUUUGAUCAGUUUGGUGGUGGUGCUCAAGGUAAAAUUUUUGCUCCCCACUGGUCUGUGGAGGCAAUUAAUGAGGCACUAGAGAAAGGUAAUGCAUUCAAAGCACUAUUUCAUGUGAAUGCUCACAAUCGAUUUGAGGCAUACUGCAGAAUUGAGGGAGUUACGACAGAUGUUCUCAUAAGCGGAAUUUCUGCACAGAACAGAGCUGUGGAAGGGGACAGAGUGGUCAUUAAAGUUGAUCCAUUGGCAUUCUGGACUAAGAUGAAAGGUCCAAAUGGGCAAUCAGCCAAUGUUUCUUUGGCUGAAGAGCGCAAUUUUGUUGUAGAAGCUGGUGAGACAUCUGGGGGUAGCUGCAAGGGUAAAAGUAAAGUGGAUGUGGAUUAUGAACAUUCUGAUCCUGGAAGUUCCAGCCUUCCUCAAAAGGGAAUAUAUUAUGAGGAUUCUUCUUGUUCUGGUGAGGGUGUUCACCACGAAGUGAAUGGUCCAGUGGGUUGUAAUUCUGUUAAUGGGUAUAACCUACCUUAUUCAGAUUCUUUACAAUUUGGUCAUUCUACUGGAAAGGAUGAAGAUAUGAAUGGUGUGGACAUGCUAUGCAAAAUUAUUAGUUCAUACCCAUCAAAACGCCCAACUGGUAAAGUUGUUGGCAUUGUUGAGAAAUCCCUUCGGCGUGAUGCUGUUGUUGGUUUUCUAAAUGUUAAGCAGUGGUUUUGUUAUAGAGAAGGUUUUACAAAAGACACAAAGAAGAAGAAAAAUUCACCAUCUAUGUCUGCCCAUGAGUACAUUCAUCUUACACCUACUGAUCCAAAAUUUCCCAAAAUGAUGGUACUUGUGAGAAGCUUGCCUGACUCCAUCAAGAAAAGAUUGGAGGAAGGAGAUACUACAGUGGAGAUGGAGCUGGUAGCUGCACAGAUUGAUAACUGGGAUGAAGAAUUCCCAUUGCCAUAUGCCCAUGUCUCGCACAUAUUUGGACGGGGUAGUGAAAUGGAGCCACAACUUAGAGCAAUUUUAUAUGAAAAUGCAAUUUGUUCUUCGGAUUUUUCUUCAGAAUCUCUUUCUUGCGUACCAUGCAAUGCUUGGGAGGUGCCAGCAGAGGAGCUUAAAAUUAGAAGAGACAUUAGAAAUUUGUGCAUAUUUACCAUCGACCCUUCCACUGCCACUGACUUAGAUGAUGCUCUCUCUGUGGAAAGGUUGCCUAAUGGCAUUUUCAGGGUGGGUGUUCACAUCGCUGAUGUCUCAUAUUUUGUUUUACCUGACACAGCCUUGGAUAAAGAAGCUCAGAGUCGAUCAACAAGUGUCUACAUGUUGAGACGCAAAUUACCAAUGUUGCCUGCACUUCUUUCUGAGAAUCUUGGUUCACUUAACCCUGGAGUAGAUAGACUUGCAUUUUCUAUUUUCUGGGACUUCAACAGUGCCGGAGAUGUCAUGGAUCAUUGGAUUGGUCGCACUGUGAUACGUUCUUGUUGCAAGCUUUCGUAUGAAGAUGCUCAGGCUAUGAUUGAUGGGAUGACCAGUGAGGAGACCACUGACUCAUUUGGAAACCGCUUGCCUCUGUUGCAUGGCCCUUUCAAAUGGCCAGAUGUCAUUAGAUCUGUCAAGACUCUGAAUGUAAUUUCAAAAAGUUUAAGAGAGAAGAGGUUUAAUGAUGGGGCUCUGGAGCUUGAAAGUUCCAAAGUUGUUUUUCUAUUUGAUGAAGAUGGAAUUCCAUAUGAUAGCAUGCUUUCUGAGCAAAAAGACUCCAAUUUUCUUGUUGAGGAGUUUAUGCUUUUGGCAAAUAGGACAGCUGCGGAAGUUAUAUCUAGAGUUUUCCCAGAUAGUGCACUAUUGCGAAGGCAUCCUGAACCUAAUAUGCGGAAGCUAAGAGAGUUUGAAGCUUUUUGUUGCAAGCAUGGUCUAGAAUUGGAUACUUCUUCUUCUGGCCACUUUCAUCAGUCAUUGCAAAACAUCAGAGAAAAGCUGAAGGACGACACUGUGUUGUUUGAUAUCUUGAUGUCUUAUGCUUCAAGACCGAUGCAGUUGGCUACCUAUUUUUGCACCGGUGUUAUGAAAGAUAAUAUGAAUGAUUGGGGUCAUUAUGCACUGGCUGUUCCUCUCUACACACAUUUUACUUCACCAUUGCGUCGAUAUCCUGAUAUAGUCGUACAUCGAACGUUGGCCGCAGCUAUAGAGGCAGAGAAUUUGUAUAUGAGAAGUAGAAGAAUGUCCCAUGAUAUGAUAUCGGGUGAAGAAGUGACAAGGUGCUUCACUGGUGUUUACUUUGAUAAAGAUGCAGCAGAGUCCUUAGAAGGCAGGGAAGCAUUAACAGCUGCAGCAAUCAAACAUGGUGUUCCCUGUGCUGAAUUACUUGCGGUUGUUGCUUCUUACUGCAAUGACAGAAAGCUGGCUAGUAGGCAUGUCAAAGAUGCCUGUGAUAAGCUGUACAUGUGGGUCAUGCUGAAGAAGAAAGAGAUUUUAUUGUCUGAAGCGAGAGUUUUGGGUCUUGGACCAAAGUUUAUGUCCAUUUAUAUCCAAAAACUAGCUCUUUCAGGUCGAGCGAAGGAUAUAUUAUGAGGAUGUUGAAGGCUUGACAGUGGAAUGGCUUGAGGCAACAUCAACACUGGUGCUAAAUUCAUGUGCCUACAAGCGCACAUUUAGAAGGGCUGGCCCUGGUACUUACAGGGUGCUUAAUGAAAUUGCAUGGGUUGUAAAUCCAUGCAACCUGAAUAUGGAGCUUGGCACAGUUGGAAAGAUUGCAAAUAAGUGCAGUGCCACACAUUUAGACAAGAAUGGAUUUGCAUCCCAACAUGAGCCUGUUUCAGCGUGGGAGAUUGACCCUGUAGUUUUCCCCCUCACUGUGCGUCUUCUUUCAACAAUUCCUGUAGCUCUUCAUGCUGUUGGUGGGGAUGAUGGACCUAUUGAUAUUGGGGUGAGGCUAUUUGUGAGCUCAUAUUUUAGCUAAGUUAUGAUACAAGUGUUUGCAUUUGGAACUUGACAGACAAGUCUUGCAAGUGAACGAACUCACAGGCAGAAGGUAACGGAGCUGGUAAAGGAAAAGGAUAAAAACAAGCUCUGUUGUAGAUAAGAAUUUUAGUGUAUAGUUGAAAUAGUUAGAUGAAGGAAUCUAAGGUUUAGAAUGGCUGAUAAUUUCCAAAAUCUGUUUUACGAUUGGUGGUGAAAUAUCUCGUGGGAGAUGUUGAUAUUGGCAGGCUUUUUGUUGUGGCCUUAAGUUUUGGUGGCCGUUUCUAACAAAAUCUGCAUGACGGGAUUGGCCCUUGUUUUUGUAAGGCUAGUUCCAUUUUCAUCAAAUUCGGCAGAGAUUGGAGCGAAUAUUACUGGUUUUUGUUUGGAAUUUGGAUUGGUGCAGCCCAAUAACUUUUAAUUUUGGGUGGCUAUGUUCAAGUGUUUUUUAAUUUUUUUCAAUUUAAAUACACAUGCACCGGACAUAAUUCUCCCGUGAGAUAACAAGGUUUUCUUUUGGGAGGGGAAGUUAUAUCCAGGAGAUGUAACAUUUUCUGCACGAUACUGUUAUAAAAUAAGACAAACGCAUAUGGGGAUGUAAUAUUAUUGACACUGAAGAAAACCCUAAAUAAUCUUGUAUUUGAAUUUAUUUUCAGA